Molecule: messenger RNA, 1553 nt
Organism: Pararge aegeria (speckled wood butterfly)
Lineage: Eukaryota; Metazoa; Arthropoda; Insecta; Lepidoptera; Nymphalidae
Product: aminoacylase-1-like
Exons: 9
Coding region: 94-1293 (399 amino acids)
Biological process (GO): amino acid metabolic process
Cellular component (GO): cytoplasm
Molecular function (GO): aminoacylase activity
Source: RefSeq, a predicted model, not a curated record
GUCACCUCACCUCACGCUUACAGUCUUACGGCGAAGCGUAAAGCAUAAACACCUCGGGGUUCUUAUUACAAAAAGGUUAAAAAUAAAAGAAAAAUGACAGAGGACUACAGAAAUAACCCAUCGAUUAUAAACUUCGUCGAAUAUUUGCGAAUACCGAGCGUUCAACCGAAUGUUAAUUAUGAUGAAUGCGUCAAUUUCCUCAAACGGCAGAGUAAUGAACUGGGCCUCCAGUUUAAGGUAUACGAGAUGGUACCUCAGAAACCGAUCGUUGUGUUGACUUGGCUGGGGCAGGAUCCUGCACUUCCAGCAAUUUUACUCAAUUCACACAUGGACGUUGUACCCGUAUUCGAGAAUAGCUGGACUUACCCACCAUUUAGUGGGCAUAUAGACGAAGAUGGUAAAAUCUUCGCUCGAGGCUCGCAGGACAUGAAGUGUGUUGGCAUACAAUAUCUUGAGGCGAUUCGAAAAUUAAAAAAAUCUGGGGUCAACGUAAAGCGAACUCUGCACCUCAGCUUCGUACCUGAUGAAGAAAUCGGCGGCCAUGACGGUAUGAAGAAGUUCGUCCUUACCGACAGUUUUAGAGCCCUGAAUAUUGGGUUUGCUUUGGACGAGGGAAUGGCCAAUCCAGGGGAAGAGUUCGUGAUAUUCAACGGAGAAAGGAGCAUUUGGCAAAUUCACGUUAUCUGCACUGGUCAACCUGGUCACGGAUCCCUUCUUUUGCCAAAUACAGCAGGGGAAAAGCUACGAUAUAUAAUCAAUAAAUUUAUGGACUUGAGAGAAGAACAAAAGCACAUUCUUGACAGCAAUCCUCAUUUCACGAUUGGAGAUGUAACCACCAUUAAUUUGAACCAAUUGUUUGGUGGUGUUCAAUCGAACGUUAUUCCGGAAAAACUAACCGCUGUUUUUGAUUGCCGUCUGGCCGUAACGGUGGACCACGAGAAAUUUGAAAAUAUGGUUAAACAGUGGUGUAAAGAAGCAGGUGAAGGAGUAACUUACGAGUUUGAACAAAAAAAUCCAUGCGUUGAGGUCACCAAAACCGAUAAUACUAACCCUUACUGGAUGGCUUUCAAGUCUGCAGCUGACGAAAUGAAGCUGAAGUUGGACUGCAGAAUAUUUCCUGGUGGUACAGACAGCAGAUACGUCCGUCGAGUGGGCAUACCGGCAAUCGGAUUCUCUCCUAUGAAUCAUACACCUGUCCUCCUCCACGAUCACGACGAAUUUCUUCGCUCCGACAUCUUCUUAAGAGGCAUCGACAUUUACGUGAAAUUGAUCCCAGCUGUUGCCAAUGUUUAAUUGAAAUAAUAUUUUACCUAAGAGGGAGAUGACCUGCAGUACCUAAACGAUGUAAAAUUGUAUUUUGUCUUUUAACUACUAUCGCCAAUUAUUACACAAUUAUUACAUUUAUAAUGCUAAUCUUUGAAAAAAAAAAAUGUAUGUUGUGAUAUUACUAAUUAAAUAUCUGUAUAACGUGUUAAUAGAAGAUAUUAUCAUUGUAAUAAAUAUAAUCAUGUUAUAGUAUUUUAACGUUGUCGUUAAUAAAUGACUCUGUUCAA